AUGGCGAUACGGCCAAGGACCUGGUUGCACUCCAGCGCUGAUAGGUUCCCUGGUUACGGGGAUGACUGGUAUCUACUGGAGAUGCACGUCUGGUUAGUACAGUAUGGUUGUCGACUAGCUUUACAAAUUCCUGUCGCAGAUGUUGAUGGUGAUAUAUUAAGAUGCCGUUGGUCCACGGGGUCAGAGUGUGUCUCUGUCUGUUCUGCUCUCCCAUAUGCCAGCCUAGAUAGUGAGACAUGUACGAUAACCUUUCCAUCAAAUCACACCAUGAAUGGCAUAUACGCUGUAGCUGUAACUGUAGAAGACUUUCCCCGCUCAAAUAUUCUUAUUGGUGGAACGACAUAUACUCCUUCUGACCCAAUGACAUCAGUUCAUCUCCAGUUUCUUGUCAGGACUCCCAGUCUGUCUGGUGGUUGCGAUGAAAGACCCAUUUUCGUCAAUAACACUCCCCCAGAGGGCGCCAUUUUCAGCAUUAUGGCGGAUCAAACAUUACACAUCUCCUUUUACGUCGCUAGCAAUCAAACAAUAACAAGAGUUGAUGUUACGUCACCAGCUGGUAUGACGUAUACUUCUCCCUUGCCAUACCCAGGACGACCUGGAGUUGUCUUUAUCAACACAACAUGGACACCAACAACACUACAGAUCGGUUCACAUAUUCUAUGUGCCCUGGCAGAAGAUAAUAAUGGAAAAGCAAGUGACUCUCGGUGUGUUGAAAUAAGAGUUACAGAUAUAAGCCCCUGUGUAUCUGAACCUUGUCUGAAUAAUGGGACAUGUAUUCGCCUUGGAAUGACUCAAAACUUCACGUGUAGCUGUAUUCCUGGGUACACCGACAGGAUAUGUCAGACAGAAAUCGACGAAUGUGCCAGUCAACCAUGUCUGAAUAAUGGGACAUGUACAGAUUUUCUUAAUUCUUUUUCCUGUACCUGUCAUCCUGGAUUUACAGGUGCUAACUGCGAAACAGAUAUAAAUGAAUGUGCGAGUUUUCCAUGUCUUAACGGAGGUUCUUGUCGGGAUCAGAUAAACCUCUACCAAUGCGCAUGUGCUGCUGGCUAUGGAGGCUACAACUGUGAAAUUGACAUUGACGAAUGUGCAAUAAAUCCAUGUACUUUCCUCUUUGAUUGCUUUGAUGGGCUAAAUGAUCGAGUUUGUAAGCUUAACGAAUUCAAAUUGGCUGCAUUAGUAACAGCACUAGCACUUACUGUUGGAAUCACUAUAUUCAUCAUCUGCAAAAACAAGAAAAAAUACAGGAAAGUCGACCAUUCCUGGCUAUCUAACUACUUAGAUGUUCGGAAACCUGACUCUCAACCAAAACUUGUGUACCAGCCCAGGUCGGUCCAAAAUUUGAACCAAACUAAUACAAUUUGCACCUUGUUUAGUUUAGGAUCCAAAAACUUUUUAAAAUGAGAUAUAAGGAUAUGGAAGUGGGUUUCAGAAACUGUGACAUCAUAAGAUGAGAAUUUUUUAUUAUAGUUUUGUUUGUAACAUAAAAAAAAUACUCUUGCUUCUUUUACUUGUAUAUGUAUAAAUGCUUUGCUUGAUAAUGUAUUAAAUCUUGAAAAAAAUUAAA
This is a messenger RNA of Saccostrea echinata, 1567 nucleotides long. Its product is annotated as sushi, nidogen and EGF-like domain-containing protein 1. The coding region runs from base 1 to 1404 and encodes 467 amino acids. Gene Ontology annotation, molecular function: calcium ion binding. The record is from RefSeq and is a predicted model, not a curated record. The transcript has 12 exons. Lineage: Eukaryota; Metazoa; Mollusca; Bivalvia; Ostreida; Ostreidae.